GGGACACCUGUGCUCUCUCUGCAGGUUGACCAGUGAGAUGGUGGACCCCCAGUACGUGUUGCCUAACGAUGUGGGGCUGGCACUUCUGGACUGCAGUGAGGCCUUCCGGCUGCUGCUGCAGGGUGAGCGGCUCUAUGCCCACCACCUGUCGCGUGCCUGCUGGUAUGGGGGGCUGAUUGUGCUGCUCCAGACCUCGCCUGAAGCACCAGCCAUCUACGUGCUGCUCUCCCGCCUCUUCCGCGCCCAGGACCCCAACAAGCUGGGGGAACUGGCAUGCUCUGCUGGCCUCACUGACGAGGAGUACCAGGCGUUCCUGGUUUAUGCUGCUGGCGUGUUUUCCAACAUGGGGAACUACAAAUCCUUUGGGGACACCAAGUUUGUACCCAACUUGCCCAAGGACAAGCUCCAGCAGCUGAUCUGGCAGAGCCAGGCAUUCCAGGAGCAGCCAGAGGAAAUGGAGUCACUGUGGGGUAGAUGUGGGGAGCUGAUGUUCUCACUGGACCCACGGCAGAGACAGUUGGGGCUAGGAAAGAAGGGCAUUACCACCUAUUUCUCUGCGAACUGCAGUUUGGAAGAUGCCCAGCUAGCCCAGAGGUUCCUCGACUCACAGACCAUCAGUGCCUACAACACACGGCUCUUCAAGAAGAAGGAUGAGGCAGGGCAGACGUGCUAUGAGGUGCGGCUGGCAUCCGUGCUGGGCACUGACGCACCUGUCGAUCCUGAGCUGGCCCCCAAGCUGCGCUGCUUUGAAUUUGAGAGCUGCAAGUUCUGUGUGACCCGCGGGGAUUACGCACCCCUGCUGGAGAAAGUGGUGGAGAACCUACAACGUACAAAGGCUUAUGCUGCCAAUACCAACCAGGAGAGCAUGCUGGAACAUUACAUCCACAGCUUCACCCAGGGCUCCAUUGCUGCUCAUAAGGAGGCUUCCCGCUGCUGGAUCCGUGACAAGGGGCCUAUUGUCGAAAGUUACAUCGGUUUUAUCGAGAGCUACCGAGACCCCUAUGGCUCCCGGGGGGAGUUUGAAGGAUUCGUGGCUGUAGUGAACAAGGCCAUGAGCGCCAAGUUUGCGCAGCUGGUGGCAUCAGCUGAGCAGCUGCUGCUGGAGCUGCCCUGGCCCCGUGCUUUCGAGAAGGACACCUUCCUCAUGCCGGACUUCACCUCAUUGGAUGUGCUGACCUUUGCAGGCAGUGGGAUCCCGGCCGGCAUCAACAUCCCCAACUAUGAUGACAUUCGCCAGACUGAAGGCUUCAAGAAUGUGUCCCUGGGCAACGUGUUGUCAGUAGCCUACUCCACCCAGAAGGAGAAACUUACCUUCCUUGCUGAGGAGGACAAGGACCUGUACAUUAAGUGGAAGGGGCCAUCGUUUGAGGUGCAGGUCGGGCUGCAUGAACUGUUGGGGCAUGGCAGCGGGAAGCUCUUUGUGCAGGAGAAAGAUGGCACCUUUAACUUCGACAGGAACACUGUGAUCAACCCAGAGACGGGGGAGCUGGUCCGGACCUGGUAUCAGAGUGGCGAGACAUGGGACAGCAAGUUCUCCACCAUCGCAUCGAGUUACGAAGAGUGUCGGGCUGAGUGUGUGGGGCUCUACCUCUGCCUCAACAAGGAUGUGCUGCGGAUUUUUGAGCUGAAAGGUGAGGAUGCAGAAGACGUGAUCUACAUCAAUUGGCUGAACAUGGUGCGGGCUGGUCUCCUGGGCUUGGAGUUCUACACCCCUGAAAAUGGCACCUGGCGCCAGGCUCACAUGCAGGCGCGUUUCGUGAUCCUGCGGGUGCUACUGGAGGCAGGCGGAGGGCUGGUGACACUGCAACACACCACAGGCGCCGAUGGCAAACCCGACGCACUCAUCACUCUCGACCGCAACAAGAUCUUGCCCGUGGGGAAGCCGGCUAUUAAGCGGUUCUUGAGCAAGCUGCAGGUGCUGAAAUCCACAGCGGAUGUGACACGGGGCAAGGAGCUCUACGGGGGUUACUCGACCGUCACAGAUGAGGGGCCUGAGCGUUUCCUGAGCCUGCGUGACACUGUGCUGCUGCGCAAGGAGGCACGCAAGAUGUUUGUGCAAGCCAACACCCGCCUGGAAGGAGAGGACGUGACCCUGGUGCAGUAUGAGGGCACCGCAGCUGGACUGAUCCGCUCUUUCACCGAGCGAUUCCCUGAGGAUGCUGAGCUCUUAGAGCGCCAUCUACUGGAGCUGUCAGAUGCUGACGCCCACUUCUGGGCAAACCAGGACUGAGAACAGGGAGACUCUCAAUGCACCAGGGACUCAAUACACUUAGUUUUUGUAUCUGC
Pelodiscus sinensis (Chinese soft-shelled turtle) is the source of this 2286-nucleotide messenger RNA. NCBI's taxonomy places the organism in Eukaryota, Metazoa, Chordata, Testudines, Trionychidae. The record is from RefSeq and is a predicted model, not a curated record.